Messenger RNA from Lagopus muta (rock ptarmigan), 1565 nucleotides. RefSeq names its product UBA domain containing 2 (gene UBAC2). Lineage: Eukaryota; Metazoa; Chordata; Aves; Galliformes; Phasianidae. Gene Ontology annotation, molecular function: protein binding; serine-type endopeptidase activity. The transcript is spliced from 10 exons. The record is from RefSeq and is a predicted model, not a curated record. Bases 139 to 1332 code for a protein of 397 amino acids.
ACCCAAGGGAGUGUUUUACUGGUAUUCAAACACAGAGCUGCUGAUCAAAUGCUUGAUGCUGCCCCUGAAUACAGAGAUGCCAAUACCUGCCUGCACGUGGUGCUUAGGAGUUGAUGGUCAACUGUUAAAACAGAAGAGAUGAUUAUGAGUCAGUGUAAAACGGUUGGUGGGUACAUUCAACACACAAAGAUAAAAUGUGAGGAAGAAAUCAAGGUAACCUCCACGAGUCCAGAUAAAGCACCUUUGUCAAAGAGUCUGUUAUUAGUCCCAAGUGCCAUCUCGAUUCUGUUGACUCUGCUCUUCCAACAUUAUCAGAAGUUCUUUGCGUAUAACCUACAAGCUAUAAAAGAGGAUUUUCAGAUUUGGAGACUUGUAUGUGGGAGAGUGAUAUGCCUUGAUCUGAAAGACACAUUCUGCAGCAGCCUGCUCAUUUACAACUUCAGAAUAUUUGAAAGAAGAUACGGCAGCAGAAAAUUUUCAUCCUUUCUACUGGGUGCUUGGAUGCUGUCAGCUUUGUUUGAUCUUCUCCUUGUAGAAGCUGCUCAGUAUGUAUUUGGCAUCACCAUCAACAGCUUGCCUUCUGGUUUCGCCAGAUCCAUUGUCAGCAUGACUGAGAAGUGGCUUACAGUGCACAAAUUAGCACCAUAUUUAUUUUUGUUCAAUAAACCUGUAAAUGAAAUCAGCUUGGGUCCCGUGUUUGCUCUGUUUGUACCGUUCUAUUGCUCCAUUCCAAGAGUGCAGGUGACACAAGUACUAGGCUUUUUUUCUAUUACAAACAAGACAUUGGUCUAUAUACUGGGUUUACAGCUCUUAACCUCUGGUUCCUACAUCUGGAUUUUAGCCUUAAGUGGAUUGAUUUCUGGGAUUUGCUACAAUAGCAGUAUAUUAAAAGUUCAUCGAAUUCUUUGUGUACCCAGCUGGGUAGCAAAGAUAUUUUCCUGGACUCUUGAACCAAUCUUCUCGUCUGCGGAACCAACGAAUGAAAUCCGAGUGGGAAUGGGAGCAACAGUCGACAUCCAGAGGCAGCAGAGAAUGGAGCUCCUGGAUCGACAAAUCAUGAUGUCUCAGGUUGCCCAAAUGAGGAGACAAAGGCAGCAGCAGGGUGGGAUGAUUAACUGGAAUAGACUGUUUCCUCCUCUACGUCAUAGACACAAUGAGAAUUACCAAGAUCAUCACCCAUCUGAUCAAGACACACCUCCACCUACUGAGGUUUCUGAAGAACAGGUUGCACGACUUAUGGAGAUGGGAUUUUCCAGGGGAGACGCUCUGGAAGCUUUGAGGGCUUCAAAUAAUGACUUAAAUGUAGCCACUAAUUUUCUACUGCAGCACUGAUGAUUAUGUGAGCGAUGAAGGAACUCUCCCCGUGGGUUUGUAUGCUCCCGAAGGGGACACAGCCACCUGCUGGACAGACUGAUGCAGGUCGGCCCUGCCGAGCCGGCAGGAAGGAGAAGUGGGCUCCGCGUGACUGCUUAGUGAAUGACGUGAGCUGUUCCCAAGCCUUCGAAUCAACCGGUGGUUUCUAUUCUGGUUAUCCUUUUCAAAGUAAAUUUAGUUUCUACUUAUUA